This is a messenger RNA of Mollisia scopiformis, 321 nucleotides long. RefSeq lists its product as uncharacterized. Bases 1 to 321 code for a protein of 106 amino acids. The record is from RefSeq and is a predicted model, not a curated record. The transcript is spliced from 2 exons. Lineage: Eukaryota; Fungi; Ascomycota; Leotiomycetes; Helotiales; Mollisiaceae.
AUGCCGCCUCAAUUCACAACCGAUCAAGGCCCUUCAGUAGCAGAGAUUGCGAGGGAUGUGGAUGUUUUGAAUAUCAUAGCCGUAGUCAUCAUGUUCAUCGCCGUUGUGCCCCUGCAUAUUUGGAUUUAUAUCUCUCGUCACCGAGACACAGCUGCUCGGAAGCUACAAGCACAAGUACAGAAAGAGAGACAAAAAGAGGCGCAACAAGAAGGAGGCGCAUGGGAAAUUAUGAAAGUGGCCCGAAGCGAAGCUGGAAUAUUUGAUGGUGGCCAGUGGAUUUGGAUUACGUUGGAGCUGCCAUGGUACAGAGAGGAUGGCUGA